UCUCUCUCUCUCUCUCUCUCUCUCUCCUGCGCUGCAAAAAUCCAUCGUUCUUCUUCGAAUUCAUCGGAGAAGAAGAAGCUAAACAUCCCAAAAAUCGCGAAUUAGGUUGCUGGAAAAAAGUUUGAACUUUUGAAUGAAUGUUUGAAAAGAGAAGUUGAGUGGAAUCUAUUCUUGUAAUUCAUCAGGUUUAAUCCUUUUUUAUUCGUUGUAAAAUGGUGGAAAGUUCUGUGAAUGAAAUGAACCUGGAUGAGGAUUCUGAACUAAUUUCUGCAAGUGAACCCAAUGCUAAAGAAAUGGCAUCUGAUUCUAAGGUUGAUGGUGAAGAGAGGGCAACUGAAGAGAAUGAUGGAAUCCCAAGAGUUGGAUUGUCCUUUAAAUCGUUUGACGAGGUCUAUGAGUUCUACAAUCAGUAUGCGCGCAAUGUUGGUUUCGGUACGAAGAUUAGACGCUCGUUUUAUAGCCUUGAUGAUGGGCAGCUUAACAAGGUCAUGCUCACUUGUUGUAAAGAGGGCCGGAGAGAGUACAAGAAUCAAGAAAGGUCUACGUAUCGUUUAAGGUUGUCGGCAAGAACUGAUUGCCAGGCAAGAAUUAAGGUGCAGAGAAAGUACAUUGAUGGGUUGUUUCAUUUGACUGAGGUGAACCUUGAGCAUAACCAUCCUGUUAAUCCGACAAUGUCUAAAUUCUUUAGGUCGCAUAAGGAUUUGAAUGAUGGUCCCAAGAAGCAGCUUCCUGCCAGAGGAAAGAUUCAAAAGGAUUUGGUAUCCACAGAGAAGGAGAACGAGGAGGUUGAGGUGAAAUUACAGGGUCCAUUUUGGGGGAGAGAGGAUUUGGAAGCUCUUAAUCAAUUUUUUGUGAAGAUGCAGUUGUCAGGCUCUUAUUUCUUUCACUUGAUGGAUUUUGAUGGAGGAGGCCGUUUGAAGAAUGUGUUUUGGGCUGACGGUAGGUCUAAGGCUGCGUACAAGUACUUUGGAGAUGUUGUCAGGGUCGAUACGAUGUACUUGAUGGAUAAUUAUGAGACACCUUUGGUGAUGUUCACUGGAGUAAACAAUCAUGGUCAUUUAGUGUUGUUAGGUUGUGGGUUGCUUUCAGAGAGAAAUGUUGAUGCAUUUAUAUGGUUGUUUAAGUCUUGGUUAGCAUGUAUGUCAGGAAAUCAUCCAAGUGUUAUCAUCACCGACCAUUCUCAGGCCAUACGAGGAGCAGUUGCUGCAGUGUUUCCAGGAGUUCGUCAUCACAUGUGUCUGCAGCAUAUAAUGAGAGAAAUGCAGGAUAAUCUGGGAGAACUUUCUGAAUACAAAGCGGUCAAAGGAUUGCUCAAGAGAGCUAUAUAUGACUGUUUGAGAAUUGAAGAAUUUGAAGAAGAUUGGCAAAAUAUGAUCGAAAAACAUAUGCUUCAAGACAAUGCCUGGCUUGAAUCCUUGUAUGAAAGUAGGCAUUCCUGGGCUCCAGUUUUUGUGAAAGAAACAUUUUCUGCAGGGUUGUCAUGUAUUCAACACAAAGAGAGUAUGGUUUCGUAUUUUGAUGGAUAUAUACACCCAAAGAGCACAUUGAAGCAAUUUCUUUCUAAGUAUGAGGCAGCAGUACAAAAUAACUGUGAGAAGGAAGGCCAAGCUGAUAGUGAUUCGUUCCACAAGAGCCCACAGUUGAUUACUAAGCUUUAUAUGGAAGAGCAAAUUCGCAAGGUUUACACUGUUGACAUGUUUAAGAAAUUCCAAGAAGAGGUCAAGGCCAUAUUAUAUUGCAUUCCUACACUAAUUCAGGUAGAUGGGCUGAUCUCUAUCUUUGAAGUCAGAGAGUGUGUAAAAAUGAAAGAUGGUAAAGAGGUCAACAAGAACUAUGGAGUUACUUACAAUGCAAAUGAAGCUGAUGUGCAAUGUAACUGUGGGUCCUUCCAGCAUGGAGGUAUUCUGUGUAGACAUUCACUGUCAGUGCUCAACUUUUUGGAAGUAUAUGAAAUUCCAUCUCAAUAUAUUCUCGAGCGCUGGAGAAAGGACUUCAAGCGCAGGCAUACUCUGUCUUGUUCUCCUAAUGAUUUCAUUGCUAAUGGUCCUGUAGAACGUUAUGAUAAUCUGUACAAGUCUUGUCUUAGAUUGGCCGAGAUAGGAUCAAGUUCUGAUGAUAAAUAUGAGUGUGCAUUGAAAAUUAUUCAUGGAGCAGCAGAUGAACUUCUCGUGGGGGAUGGCACAAUAGACCUGCAACACAAGAGCAUGACAUACGAUGCUCAGGCAAAUUGCAGCAUUAUGGGUGGCACCGCAGAUGGCAGAAGGAGCAUAGGGGAUGGAGAUGAGGACAUUCCUGAUCUGAUGCAAGUGAGGCGAAGGGGUCGGCCGCCAAAAAAACGGAAGGAGGCUCUGGUUGAAAAAAUAGUUGAAGCCAGUAAGAAGAAGGUUUCUCAAAGAAAAUCAAUGACUGAAAGUGAACCUGAUUUGCUUCAGAUUGGUCCAAAUGCAUCACACUUUGAUUCUCAUCUCUGGGCACAAGAUGGCAUCAACCUAACUGAACAAGUCAGCCCAACUAACUUAUCUAUUGGUACCCAUUUUGGAGUCCAAGUGAACCACCCACAUGCAAUUGACAAUCAGUCAGGCUUGCGUUGGGGCUUUCAACCGAUGUUUCAACAAUCUCAUACACCAGAGCCACCUCCGGGCCCAUGGGCAGGUUAGAAGAUGCUCCAAAUCACUCAAAUGAGGCUUCAAGGUAUGCCGCUAUCUUCCGCCUAUAAAAACAGUUUCUGUCCUUGGACGUAUAAAAAGGCCAACCGGUUGAAUCAAAUACGGCGGCACUCGCUGUUAAAUAGUAAAUACAAUGUUGCAACUUCCCAAUCAAGCCGGUUGAAUUUGAAGGCUCUUCGAAACCUCUCGAAAUUUUUGCGCAAGUAUCUCAACCUAUUUUGGAAUGAAGAGCUAUUGGUUGAAUCAAUCAGAGAAAGGCAUGUAGGUUUUCUUCUUGAAAAUUUCAACUGGUUGUCUAGCUUCAAACAACAACAGGAUCUGAUCUAAAAGGCACAAACUGGACAACCUUAUCAAUUGUCCAUCUUGUUUAGGAUUUUGCUUGUGCAGCUUCUCAGAAUCUUGAUUCUGAUAGUCUAAUUUCGCUGCCUUGCAUUUUUAGGUUUUUUUUUUAUGCUUUUUAAUUCAAAGUCUUUGCUUGUAGAGAAGUAGCACCCCAUUUUUCUUGAAUGUAAAGAUAGAUUUUUCUUGUUUAAAUUUUUAUUUUGAUGCUUAUAUGAUUAAUGGUAGAAGUGUUUAUGAAACAGUUUGUACUGAAAUUUUUAUCCGAACCCAAUCAAUCAGAUUAGAU
Molecule: messenger RNA, 3294 nt
Organism: Dioscorea cayenensis subsp. rotundata (Guinea yam)
Lineage: Eukaryota; Viridiplantae; Streptophyta; Magnoliopsida; Dioscoreales; Dioscoreaceae
Product: protein FAR1-RELATED SEQUENCE 6-like
Exons: 6
Coding region: 213-2657 (814 amino acids)
Biological process (GO): regulation of DNA-templated transcription
Molecular function (GO): zinc ion binding
Source: RefSeq, a predicted model, not a curated record